CGGGCACCGAGUCAACUGGCGGGACAGCGGGCACCGAGUCGUCUGGCAAGACUGCGGGCACCGAGUCGUCUGGCAAGACUGCGGGCACCGAGUCGUCUGGCAAGACUGCGGGCACCGAGUCGUCUGGCGGAACAGCGGGCAUCGAGUCGUAUGGCGGAACAGCGGGCAUCGAGUCGUCUGGCAAGACUGCGGGCACCGAAUCACCAGGCACGACAGUGGACUCUGACUCAAUUGGCACGACAGCGGGCACCGGGUCAUCAGGUACCGGAUUGUCCGGCUCAACAGCGGGCAUCGGGUCACCAGGCAUCAGGUCAUUUAGCUCGCCAGCGGGCACCUGCGUCAUCUGGCAAGGCAGUGGGCACCGAGUCACUAGGCACGACAGCGGGCUCUGAGUCAACUGGCAUGACAGCGGGCACCGGGUCAUCAGGUACCGGAUUGUCUGGCUCAACAGCGGGCAUCGGGUCACCAGGC
Molecule: messenger RNA, 471 nt
Organism: Staurois parvus
Lineage: Eukaryota; Metazoa; Chordata; Amphibia; Anura; Ranidae
Source: the annotation of a GenBank genome assembly